Messenger RNA from Nematocida parisii ERTm1, 798 nucleotides. RefSeq lists its product as uncharacterized. Bases 1 to 798 code for a protein of 265 amino acids. Gene Ontology annotation, cellular component: membrane. The record is from RefSeq and is a predicted model, not a curated record. NCBI's taxonomy places the organism in Eukaryota, Fungi, Microsporidia. The transcript has a single exon. Gene Ontology annotation, biological process: vesicle-mediated transport.
AUGUCGGAGCUGCUGGACUUUCUAAAUAAAGCAAAAGCAACAAAUGAAACAAUUUCUGCUCUUGUAGAGUGUGUGUCAAUCGCAGAUGCUCUCAAGAAAAAAGCCAGGCACACAGAAGAAGAAAAGCUACACCAAAUAUGCGAGGCAAUGGAGAAUCUGUACAAGGACUUUAAAAAAAGAACAAGCGCAAUAAAGCAGGACUUAAACAAAAUGAAAGAAGAAAACAAUAGGCACUUAGACAGGUACGGGUUUGACAGAAGUUUUGCCACUAGAAACAGUUUUAUGCAGAAUCUUUUGAGAAGGCUUAGCCUAGUUAUACAGGACUUUGGCAGAGUCCAGGGAGGCUUUGCCACCAACCAAAAAGAAAGGCUAAAGGAGCAAUACUUAAUUGCCAAUCCAGAUGCAACAGCCACAGAACUGAAUCACUUAGAAGAAAAAGAGAAAGGAAAAUUGAUUCUUCAGUCUGCAUUCACCCUAGGAAAUAAAACAGCAAAGGAGGCACUUCUUUUAGCAGAAAAAAGAAGAACUUCAUUAGAAAUACUCUUAGAGGGGAUAACAGAUCUAAAAGACCUAGCAGAUGACUUCUCGGCUAUUAUAAGAAAUGAUACAUGCGAAAUGGAUAAAAUUCACAUGGGGGUUAAUUAUGCAAAUGUGCAGACAGGCACAGCACACAAAUUAAUUAACAAAACAACAAAAAGAAAAAUAAGACUUUUCAAGGCGAAAAAAACCACAACUCUUCUGGGCAUCAUUAUUCUAUUUGUUAUUCUGUUUCUUCUUAUAUUCAAAAUAGCACACUAG